Messenger RNA from Seriola dumerili (greater amberjack), 1540 nucleotides. Its product is annotated as solute carrier family 25 member 38-B-like. The transcript has 8 exons. Bases 461 to 1321 code for a protein of 286 amino acids. Gene Ontology annotation, cellular component: mitochondrion; mitochondrial inner membrane. The record is from RefSeq and is a predicted model, not a curated record. Lineage: Eukaryota; Metazoa; Chordata; Actinopteri; Carangiformes; Carangidae. Gene Ontology annotation, biological process: glycine import into mitochondrion. Gene Ontology annotation, molecular function: glycine transmembrane transporter activity.
ACCUUGCUAGCCAGAUGCUAACCGUCGCAGCAGACUAACAAGUAGCAGCAACGUUGGUCCGCAGUUAUACUACAGACAGUACUGCGGUUUAAACAUUUUAACUGAAAAAAACAGGACGCGUCAGGACACGUUACGAUACGUCAGGAUACUUGUUUAUGUAGAGGCGAACCACUGUAAAGUUAAGUAACUUAACUACCGCUAACGUUAUAGCUAACUAGCUAUUCCAGAAAGUUCUGUGUUCAGCCUGGCAGGGGAGGUGUUUUCUAACGUUACACUGUUGCAGUAAAUUUGUCGCAGUAAACACAAAUCAUGGUGUUUUUGGCGCUGGCAGAGGUGGCCAUCACCUCCAUCAAUCCUUAACAGACUUCAAAGUCCGUAACGUUGGCUGAAAUCAACCACCUUCAAAACGGCAGUAGCAGGGGAGAAACUGGACUCAUCCAGCUCAACAGCCAAGUCAAAGAUGGAGUUAGCCUCGGCUCACCCGGCUCUCAAAGCCUUUAUGUGUGGUUCUCUCAGCGGCACUUGCUCUACGCUGCUCUUCCAGCCUUUGGAUCUGGUCAAGACACGGCUACAGACUCUGCAGAACAACGCCAAGCCGGGUGCACCGAAGGUGGGGAUGUUUGCUGUUUUCGUCAAUGUUAUUAGGACAGAGAAUUUCUUCAGUCUUUGGAAGGGAGUUUCACCAUCAUUUGUGCGCUGUAUCCCUGGGGUCGGCAUCUACUUCAGCACCUUCUACUCGCUGAAGCAGCACUUCUUCCUGGAGCGGGCACCCAAUGCAGGUGAGGCUGUUCUUCUCGGAGCUGGUGCAAGAGCUUUGGCUGGUGUCUGCAUGCUGCCAUUCACCGUCAUCAAGACACGCUUUGAGAGUGGCUGUUACAACUAUGUGAGUGUGCCCGGGGCUCUGAAGAGUGUGUAUGAGACAGAGGGAAUCCGGGCUCUGUUCUCAGGGCUGACUGCCACGCUGCUCCGAGACGCUCCGUUCUCCGGCAUCUACGUCAUGUUCUACAGCCAGGCCAAGAGGGCUCUGCCUCAAGAGGUGACUUUGUCGGCCUAUGUCCCACUGGUGAACUUCAGCUGUGGAUUGGUGGCAGGUGUCAUGGCUUCGCUGGUAACACAGCCUGCAGACGUGGUGAAGACCCACAUUCAAGUCAGCCCAUCCCACUGGAGCACGGCAGAUGCUAUUCGCUACAUCUACAUGGAACACGGCAUGGGAGGGUUUUUUCGUGGGGCUGUACCCAGGUCUCUUCGGCGCACUCUAAUGGCUGCUAUGGCUUGGACUGUCUAUGAACAGCUGAUGGCUCGAAUGGGCCUCAAAUCCUGAAGAGCAAUGGUACUGAGCCAUGGAAAAAAAAGAUGAAAUAUGAGGGGAUAAUGAUCUUUUUUCUCACUGAAAGCGUCAUGCAAGAAAAAAAGGGAACGAGCCAACGAGCUUAUAGAGAGUGAGCCAGCACUACCAGGAGGAACCAGGUGGAUACAUGUCGAAAAAAUGAGUGAGGUGUGUGUGUGUGUGUGUGUGUGUGUGUGUGUGUGUGUGUGUGUG